Messenger RNA from Durusdinium trenchii, 2163 nucleotides. The record is from the annotation of a GenBank genome assembly. Lineage: Eukaryota; Dinophyceae; Suessiales; Symbiodiniaceae.
AUGUGGACAAACUUGCGGCGAAGCCACAACUUGCUUCAAGACUUGGGACGGAAGAAGCUUUGGCAAGAAGCAGUUCAGCUUUUGAAAGACUUGGGUUCUGCCCGCGAUGCAAUUGCAAUCAACUGCACAAUCAGUGCCUGUGGUGCCGCUUUGCGCUGGGAGCAGGCCUUGGUCCUUUUGCCCAGUGAUCCGAUCGGCGCCUCUGCGGUCUUGAGCGCGUGCGGCCGCGCCCAGCAGUGGCAGAGGGCGCUGGCAGUGCUGACCGCCGGAGAGGCUCACGCCGAUGUGGGUUUGUACAACGCCGCGAUCAGUGUCCUGAAGAAGGAUCUGUGGAUGAAGGCCUUGGGCAUCCUCCAGCGACUACAAGAUCAGGCUUUCCGCCCAGACCUUGUGUCUUUCAAUGCCACUCUGAGUGCUUUGGCUUCGGCGCGGCGGUGGCAGCAGUGCUGCCACAUGCUGGCCUUGAUGAAUUCGCAGCGUGUGGUUGCUGACGGCGUGUCGCUGAGCAGCUGCAUCAAUGCCGUUGAGCAAGCUUGGCCCUUGGCACUCGAACUUCUGGAGCAGGCAUCCGAGAAGGACACGGUGCUUUGUGGGAGUGCCAUCAGUGCUUUGACCCGACAUGCGCAGUGGGAGCAUGCACUUCAGCUCUUCUUCGACAUGGAGCACUGGCAGAUCCGUCCCAAUCUGCUCACCUGCUCGGCGGCUCUGAGCGCCUGCGAGAAGGGUGUCCAAUGGACCUGCGCACUGGAGAUUUUCGAAGGUCGUCGACGAAGGGACUGGGAUGGUGUCGCCUACUGCAGCAUUCUCAGCGUUCUUGGGAAGGCCUCCCAGUGGCCAGCCGCGCUGGCUCUCUUUCGCCAAAGUCAGCAGGGAGCGGUGCAGCCCAGUAACUUCACCUUCAACGCCACGAUGAGCGCGUGCGAAAAGGGUCAGCAGUGGCCUUGGGCGUUGGAACUUUUCAAGGAGAUGUCUAGCUGGGCCUUAUCGCCUGAUCUGAUAAGCUACAACGCCUGCAUUGAGGCUUGCGCGAAAGGCGCAAGACCCACCUGGGGAGUGGCCUUGGAGGUCUUCAGCCAGUUGUUGGGCGCCCACUUACAGCCCGAUGCAGUGAGCUUCAACGCGCUCCUGAACGCGCCGCUGGAUCCACCCCUGGCGGAGGCGAUCUUCCUGGAAGCCUUGGAAGCCAAAGUCUAUCCAUGGCUUUUUGCCAAAGGGCCCCAUGUCUUGGACCUCCAUGACCUCUCGCCGGGUGCGGCGCACAUCGCGAUUGCAUGGUGGCUCCGGGAGAAGAACUACUGGAGCGGGCGCCACCCGAGUGGCCUGGAGCUGAUUUGCGGCUUGGGCCUCACGCGCAAGACCUGGGCCUCCAACAUGCCGCUGCGUCGUGCUGCGGAAGAGCUGCUCACCCAGCUGGACGUGCCCUGGGCAGAUCUCCGGAAUGGUGGAGGCCUUCGAGUGAUGCUUGGAUUCAACCAGUUUCAAGGGUUGCUUCUCUCGACCGCCGCCGCCGCCGAAGCACGAGAUGAGAGGAGAGACUUUGUGUCUUUGAUCCCUGGCUUGGGUAAUUUGCUCCUGCGAGGGCCCUUUGAGGAUUUGACUCGCGCCUGGUAUGUCGUCGUGGGUGCAACGAUUAUGACCAACAUGUUGCUGAACAUGGCGUACCGCGUAGCGGAUAGCUUUCAGUGCUGCGGAAUCACCGGGCACUUGAUCUACACCAAUCCCGACUUCGACAUCAAAGCGAAGCACCUCGGCGUCGGAAGGUAUGCCCAGCUACUGACAACCUGCUUUGUGACCCUCACCUAUUCCUCUGGCAUGCCAUUGCUCUACCUCUUUGCCUUUGGCUACAUGGGGCUAAUGUACUGGGCCGACAAGAUCUCCUUGUUGUGGUACUCCAAACGGCCUCCGCAGUACGACGCCUUGUUGGCACAGGAAUCCAGCGAAGCGAUGCUUCGCUUCACAGGUCUUCAGAGCUGCCCCUGGCACCCCUCCAUGCAUCCCUUUGCUCGAGGUUCGGAUAGCGAGGUCGUGGAAGCCAUGAAGACCGGAGGUGAUGACCUGGACGGCACUUUGCAGUCCUUGGGUUCCAAAGCCAAGGCACAGAGAAGCCGAAGCCCCAAGAAAACCGUGGGAACCGUGCGUGGGAAGAAAAGGCCAAUCACCUGA